UGGAGAUGGACGCCAAAUCAACGAAGUUAACAACCCGUAAGAGAGAAGCUAGUACUUCUUCAAAGAGGGGUACUAUUGAUACCUACGCUGUGCAGUGUGAAACAUGCUUGAAGUGGAGAAAGCUUGAUAAUCAAGAAGAGUACGAGGAGCUCAGGAGUAGAAUACACGAGGAAAAGUUUGUGUGCAACCAGAAAGAAGGUAUGUCCUGUGAAGACGAUGCUCGAGAACUAAGAUAUGAUACCUCCAGAACAUGGUCCAUUGACAAGAAUGGUUUGCCUAAGACACCAAGAGGGUUCAAGAGGAUGUUAAUUAUGAGAAAGGACUACUCGAGAUGGGAUGCGUACUACGUAGCUCCUACUGGGAAGAAGUUCAAGACUCGCGCUGAGAUUGAAGCCUUCAUUGAGGCCAAUCAAGAGUAUAAGUAUGCAACGCUUGGAGAUUUCAAUUUCAUAGUCCCAAGGGUGGUGCGAGACACUGUCCCUAGUGGCAUACCUGUCAAGAACCCCAAACCAUCCAAGAAAAGCGUCUGA
Capsella rubella is the source of this 530-nucleotide messenger RNA. RefSeq names its product methyl-CpG-binding domain-containing protein 1. The transcript has 2 exons. The coding region runs from base 6 to 530 and encodes 174 amino acids. The record is from RefSeq and is a predicted model, not a curated record. NCBI's taxonomy places the organism in Eukaryota, Viridiplantae, Streptophyta, Magnoliopsida, Brassicales, Brassicaceae. Gene Ontology annotation, molecular function: zinc ion binding; DNA binding.